Wasmannia auropunctata (little fire ant) is the source of this 774-nucleotide messenger RNA. It is a transcript of the gene Naa20A, whose product is annotated as N-alpha-acetyltransferase 20. Gene Ontology annotation, cellular component: NatB complex. The transcript has 6 exons. The coding region runs from base 141 to 662 and encodes 173 amino acids. Lineage: Eukaryota; Metazoa; Arthropoda; Insecta; Hymenoptera; Formicidae. The record is from RefSeq and is a predicted model, not a curated record. Gene Ontology annotation, molecular function: protein-N-terminal amino-acid acetyltransferase activity. Gene Ontology annotation, biological process: N-terminal peptidyl-methionine acetylation.
UGCGUAUAUGGCAGAUGGCUGGCGCCUACGCCGCCUACUGUAGCAAUACCGCUUUGAGGUUGAAUGCAACCGUUCUCCGUUUCGGCUAAAUUUUAUCGAUAAGUGAAUAAAGUAAAUUGUAUCUUUUACAACUUUCGAAAAUGACGACGCUUAGGCCCUUCACAUGCAACGACUUGUUCAAAUUUAACAAUGUGAAUCUGGAUCCGCUCACAGAAACGUACGGGCUUUCGUUUUAUAUGCAUUACCUUUCACACUGGCCGGAGUACAUUCAAGUGGCAGAAUCUCCGAGCGGUGAAAUUAUGGGUUACAUCAUGGGAAAGGCCGAGGGUCACGGAGAAAAUUGGCAUGGUCACGUAACAGCCCUCACAGUUUCUCCCGAUUACAGGAGACUGGGUCUCGCUGCGAUGUUGAUGAAGUAUCUUGAGGAUGUAUCCGAAAAGAAACAGGCGUAUUUCGUGGAUCUCUUUGUUAGGGUGAGCAACAAGGUGGCUAUCACCAUGUACCAGCAAUUAGGAUAUAUUGUGUAUAGGACAGUACUGGAAUAUUACAAUGGGGAUCCAGACGAAGAUGCAUAUGAUAUGAGAAAAGCCUUGUCAAAAGAUGUGAAAAAGAAAUCUAUGAUUCCAUUAACGCAUCCUGUGAGACCGGAAGAGGUGGACUGAAACGUUUCAACUUCUCGCAUUGACAAAAGUUGAAAAGUAAAUUAUAAACAAAUUGGGUGUACAAAUUAUUAUAAAAUUGAGUAUAUCAGAAAUAUAGGUCGUUAAAAAUGUA